Molecule: messenger RNA, 1258 nt
Organism: Exserohilum turcica Et28A
Lineage: Eukaryota; Fungi; Ascomycota; Dothideomycetes; Pleosporales; Pleosporaceae
Exons: 1
Coding region: 1-1218 (405 amino acids)
Biological process (GO): fatty acid metabolic process
Cellular component (GO): mitochondrion
Molecular function (GO): trans-2-enoyl-CoA reductase (NADPH) activity
Source: RefSeq, a predicted model, not a curated record
AUGGCCUCCAGAUUGAUCUCCUCGUCUCCGCGAGCUGCGCAAGCGUGCCUCCGUCGCUCGCAGAACUUUGCGCCAGCCGUGUUGCGACCCGCACAGCGCCGCUACAUCUCUGCAUAUGGCUACGAACAAGCAAAAGCCCUUACGUUUGCCGAAUAUGGAGAUCCCCCAGCCGUACUCUCCCUGCAUAGUCACUCUAUAUCACCGCCUCACAGCAACCUUAUGACCCUACGAUUCCUCGCGUCUCCCAUCAACCCCGCCGACAUCAACCAGAUCCAAGGCGUUUACCCUUCAAAGCCUAGAUUCACCACCGACCUGAGUACUCCGAACCCAAUUGCCGUAGCGGGAAACGAGGGCGUCGCAGAAAUCAUUGCGUUAGGUGAGGGGGUGAAAAAGGAGGGUUUCAAAAAGGGCGACUGGGUGUUCAUGAAAGGACCUGGCUUUGGAACAUGGCGUACCCACGCAAGCGCCACAACCAACGACGUAGUGAAGCUCGACGACCAGAUGCGCGAAGGUAUCACCGCGAUCCAGGCUGGCACUGUCUCCAUUAACCCGUGCACCGCAUACCGCAUGCUCCGCGACUUCACCACCCUCUCCGAAGGCGACUGGUUCAUACAAAACGGCGCAAACUCUGGUGUUGGCCGCGCAGCUAUCCAGCUAGGCCGGAAGUGGGGCUACAAGAGCAUCAACGUGAUUCGAAGCCGUGACGACAAGAGCAAAGAAGAGGCUAUGAAGAAGGAACUGCAAAAUCUCGGCGCAGAUGUUGUCAUUACGGAUGAAGAGCUGCAAUCGCAAGGCAUCAAAGAUCAGGUCAAAGAAUGGACGAAUGGUGGCCGUUCACCUAUUCGCCUAGCACUCAACUGCGUAAACGGAAAGGCAGCAAUCGCAAUGGCCAAACUGCUCUCUUCAUCCGCGCAUUACGUUACCUAUGGCGCCAUGUCCAAGCAGCCCUUGACCAUUCCUGCAUCCAUGCUCAUCUUCAAGGACAUUCACUUCCAUGGAUUCUGGGUAAGCAGAUGGGCCGAAAAGCAUCCAGAAGAGAAGCAGAAGACUGUUGCCGAUGUCCUGGAUAUGACGAGAAAGGGCGAGUUUAGAGAUAUGCCUGUGGACGAGAUCAAGUGGGAGUGGGAAACAAAGGGCGAGGAAUUGAUUGCCAAGGUCAAGGACACGUUGGAGGGAUACAGAGACGGCAAGGGCAUUUUUGUAUUUGGCAAGACAUGAAUGUGUAGUUGAUAUUGAAUGAUACUACAGCGAUAUCCGG